AUGGCUGAACUACCCACAACAGCGGUGCGCGUGAAUCGUCACAGACAGGAAGAUCAACCAGAGCCCCUCGCCAUCCCCGCCACCGCCACCACCGCCACCACCGCCAGUCCAGUAAACAAUGACAAUGGUACAGACGAGGACACGGCGCCGAAAUUGUCAAGCACUUCCAUCGCCCUCAUCAUGUCCCCCCUCUGCCUCUCGGUCUUCCUCUCCUCCCUCGACCUUACCAUCCUCACCCCGGCCAUUCCCUCCAUCGUGUCGUCCUUCUCCUCGGCGACGGGGUACGUCUGGAUCGGCAGCGCCUUCGUGCUCACCCACACGGCCGUGACCCCCGUCUGGGGCUCCGUCGCCGAUAUUUGGGGCCGCAAACCCGUGAUCCUCACUGCCCUGGCGAUCUUCCUGGGAGGCAGUUUGUUCUGUGCGUUGGCCCCCACGAUGGAGGGCUUGAUCGCGGGGCGUGCGAUCCAGGGCGUGGGAGCGUCGGGCAUGGGGACUAUGGUGACUGUGAUUAUUUGUGAUACGUUCUCCAUGAGGGAUAGAGGGCUGUAUUCGGCGGUUACGUCGGUGGUUUGGGCGGUGGGGAGUGCGGUUGGACCUGUUAUCGGGGGGAUCCUUACCACCAACUGGAGAUGGUGUUUUUGGAUCAACUUACCCAUUGGCGCCGUCGUCUUCGUUGUGUUGCUCUUAUUCCUGAAGGUUCCCACACCGAAUACGCCCGUCCUUGCGGGACUGAAGGCCAUUGACUGGGCUGGCAGCUUGCUCAUAGUCGGUGCCGCGCUGAUGAUCCUGCUCGGCCUCGACUUUGGAGACGUCACGUACCCCUGGUCCUCCGCUACCGUUAUCUGCCUCAUCGCUUUCGGCUCUGCCGUUGUCGGCAUUUUCAUCCUUAAUGAAUGGAAAUUUGCCCCCAACCCCCUUAUUCCGUUGCGCUUAUUUUCCAAUAGAUCUUCAGUCGCUGCCUACGGCGUCUUCGCCUGUAACUUCUACGUCCUUAUCGGUCUCUCCUACUAUCUACCCCUGUACUCCCAGUCGGCGCUUGGCGCUAAUGCCUUGAACUCGGGUCUUCAUCUCCUGCCUCUCAUCGUUUCGAGCUCCCUGGCGGCCGCCUGCGCUGGAGUGUUCAUUCAGCAAACCGGCAUAUACCUCCCUGUUAUGUACGUCGCCCAGGUCAUGCUAACCCUCGGCACCGGGCUCUUCAUAAAUCUCGAGCUUCAGGAAAGCCUGGCAAAGCUCUUUAUCUUUGAGAUUAUUACCGGGAUAGGCAUCGGCAUGAAUAUGGAACCUCCGCCCCUCGCCGCCAUGGCCGCCACGACGGUGCUGGAUACAGCUGCUGUCGUCACAUCCAUGGCCUUUGUGCGUUCGCUCGCGACUGCCAUCGCUAUUGUACUCGGUGGCGUCAUUUUUCAGAAUCGGAUGGACGCAACUAACGAUGAUCUGGUCGACCAGCUUGGUCAACAACUCGCCGGAAACUUCACCGGAGGUCAGGCAUCGACAAAUAUUGAACUCAUCACAUCGCUGCCGACCGACCAGCAGGUCCUGGUUAGACGGACAUCCUUUGGAGCACUAAGAACGGUCUGGAUCAUGUACGUGGUCGUCGCGGGCUUGUCAUUAAUUUCGAACUUCUUCGUCCGCGCCCACCAUCUGAGUGACGAAAUCAAGGCGUUACGGCUUGGAGUUGGCAGGACGAGGCGGGACGAACCACAACACGAUCAAGUUGCGAAUGCAAAUCCUAUCGAAUUGGACGAACUUGGCGAGAAUGGAACGCGUUGA
This is a messenger RNA of Pseudomassariella vexata, 1770 nucleotides long. Its product is annotated as major facilitator superfamily domain-containing protein. Gene Ontology annotation, molecular function: transmembrane transporter activity. The transcript is spliced from 5 exons. Bases 1 to 1770 code for a protein of 589 amino acids. Gene Ontology annotation, biological process: transmembrane transport. NCBI's taxonomy places the organism in Eukaryota, Fungi, Ascomycota, Sordariomycetes, Amphisphaeriales, Pseudomassariaceae. The record is from RefSeq and is a predicted model, not a curated record.